AUGGGCUCCCGUUCGAAUCCAAAGCCAUUCAAGCAUGCUGGCAAGGGCGGCGGCGGCAAGUCCAGCCAAGUGGCCUCGUUCAGGCGGUUCGGGAAGAACCUCUUGCGCCACGGGCCGGACUCGCACGGCAACUUCCUCUGGAUCCUGCGCAAGGGGCCGCAGUCCGAGCAGUCCGUCCUCAGCGGCAAGAACAUCGCAACCUCCAGGACUGCAGAAAACUGCGAGGCAUUGCGCAAACUGUCGAACUACAUCUCUGAGGAGUGUGCCACCAUCCACGUCGGCGUCUCUUACCUCCAGGAAGACAUCGGCCUCGACUUCCUGAAGUACAUGAAGGACCAAGGCUCCGACUUCCUGGCAGCUUGUGAAUUCCUGAACAAGAAGAGCGAGGGAGAGAAGGCGGCAGACCAAGUGGAGCGCCAUGUGAAGGCUUACUUGGGCUUUCUGCAGAAGCUGCCUGACGAGCGUCGGCAGCAGUGCCGCCGCCUUGCGCUGCACGCCGCGCGGCUCUAUGUUUUGUCGACCAGCUUCCUGGAGCAGGCUGCAUUGGUACAGUUUCCGUCAAAGUGGCAUAAGAACGUGAUCACGAAGAACCAGCACGAGAAGGCGAAAGCCUUCGUGCGCAGCGGUGACGAGAAGCACCUGAAAGCUUGGAUAGGCGCCGUUGCUGCAGACAACCUCAAGCAGCAGCGGGACGCCAAGAAGGCUGCGAACGCUGACGGCACCAGCGACGAAGCUGGUGCUACUGGGUCUGCUACCACCUCCUCUUCCGAAGAGAAUGGGCGAGCCAAGGGAUCACCCAACCGCAGCGUGUCGAGUUCGAGCAAUGGAUCCUCCGCUGGCGCCAAGGCGAAGAAGCGCAAGGACAAGAAAGGUGAGCCCAAGCAGAAGGUAAAAGACAGGAAGCCCGCCGAGAAGAAAGAGAAGAAAGAGAAGAAGGCCAAGAAGGACAAGAAGGACAAGAAGCGGAAGGCAUCGCCAAGCAGCUCGCCGAGUGCGGCUGCGGCGUCGCCGAAGCGCGGCUCGAUGGCCGAUCUUGAGGACUCCGAAGAUUCGAAGGCGGAGACAGUGCCUGGCCCGACUACCGAGCAGACGCUGGCGCUGCGCACCUGGCAGCUCAGCGAGAUUCAGUCUGCUGAUGCAGAGUUGCAGGACUUCCUGGCACUGGCCUCGACCGAGGUAACCGUGGAAGCCUUUUCGAAACUCUUGCAGCUGGUGCCGGAGAACGUGCGGUUCAGCUUUGGCAUCAAGCUCAAAGUGGAGCGCACCCGUCUUCCAAAGAACCUGGACGAAGUGAUGGGUCGUCUGAAAGGCGUCUUCGAGAUGGCAAGCCAGUUCUGGCACGCGCAGACGGUGCCGCCGGCAAAUCCGGAGAGCUGA
This is a messenger RNA of Symbiodinium natans, 1377 nucleotides long. The record is from the annotation of a GenBank genome assembly. NCBI's taxonomy places the organism in Eukaryota, Dinophyceae, Suessiales, Symbiodiniaceae.